Messenger RNA from Alternaria alternata, 991 nucleotides. RefSeq lists its product as hypothetical. The coding region runs from base 82 to 603 and encodes 173 amino acids. The transcript has a single exon. The record is from RefSeq and is a predicted model, not a curated record. Lineage: Eukaryota; Fungi; Ascomycota; Dothideomycetes; Pleosporales; Pleosporaceae.
AUGUCAAGAUCGCAUGACCGAAACGGUAUCACGACUAACGCGUGGCAGAUAUACUAUCGAAAGUAGCUGAACCUCCUAUCAAUGACAUGGACGAUCCACAGCCUACUCCGCUACAUCUGGCCCCUCCUGGAUUCAGCGGCAGCGAUAGGACCAAGAGUAGGGCGGACGUUACACGAGUCCCUGCGCACCUAUAGGCACAUCAUCCGGCAGGCUAUACCAUCAAUGCCAGGUUUUCCUUGCUGUGCCGUCACCCGUGGUCACCACUUUGGCGGUGACGUCUCAACCGACCCUUCUUCGUUCCCACGAUGGAGUAUCUUCAUCUCCGGGACCGUUGGCGGUGUACAAUCCUAUUCGAGCGGUGACAGGCCUCACGCCAUCGGCCAAUCACAGACAAUUGUUACUUUAUGUGAGCUCGAGCAAGGACUACGAAUGAACUUCACCGGAAGCAGGGUCGCAAAAGCUGUGUUACAUGCUUCUGUAGGGUCUGCUCCCAAGCGGUUGCUCGCAUCUUGCCUCUUUGCAUGCGCAGCACAUCAUGUCACACCCCUGCGCAUGCAGAACAUUCGCCGUUGGCGUCCUUUUUCGAAAAGAGUUUGCACGUAAAAAACCUAUUGUCUGUUCCUGAAGAGACUUGCCUCUUAUGGGACGAUUGCUGUAGUUCGUGAAAGGGGCCUGAACAUAGAUAAUAAAACCUUACAAUGGAGAACUGCUGCCUGACUUGAACGGGGACAAGACCUACAGUGGACCGUUUCCGUCGCAUGUACAGAAGCCGGACAUACACAUCGAACACCGGGACAUUACCGCACAGGCCGAUGGACGUUUCGAUGUUGCAAAUGGCCCAGCAGUAUGCAACUUCCCGCCUACGCUGUGUCAAGCUGGCAAUCGUUGGCUGUAAUGGUCGUACAGAGAGUCACUCCGAAUGCCUGAUGGAGUAGUGUAAUGAGGGUCUGUAGGCUACGUCUCGGCCCGUGAGGCAAUGAUGCAAUGUCGG